Molecule: messenger RNA, 2184 nt
Organism: Thermothielavioides terrestris NRRL 8126
Lineage: Eukaryota; Fungi; Ascomycota; Sordariomycetes; Sordariales; Chaetomiaceae
Exons: 2
Coding region: 389-2101 (570 amino acids)
Molecular function (GO): S-methyl-5-thioribose-1-phosphate isomerase activity
Source: RefSeq, a predicted model, not a curated record
UGGUCUCCCUACCAGGGCAACUUAUGCUGCCUCAUUGUCUCUCGCUUGGAAUUACUAGUUAGACAAUGAGAAUGCCAUUUUCGCCUUGAAAAAGUCCCUCGAUGCUGGAACCUUGUUGUUAGAAAUCCUCCAUGGGUUUGUUGGGGUUAUGGGGCAAGGGCUCAGCUGAUUGUAAACGAUUAUAAUCCAUUCUCGAUCUUUCAAAUAACCCGGGUUCAUGAGUGCUGGUCAGGUCUCCUCGGUUCCGAAAAUCAGCCGUUUGCAAGCCUCGCUGAUGCAACCAUUGCUUGGAAAAGGAAGGCCCAAGUGCCUGUUGCGGGGUACGGAGACUGACCUCCAAAUUGACCCCUCCCGACCCGUGACGUAUACGGAAAUACAGAAGUUCGGAAUGCUGCUCCUGCCUGCCUGGCGGGCUCUUCGUUCCCUGUCCCCAACUCUUUCUGUGUUUUGGGCCUGUGGGAUCCGAUCCAUGCAAGGCAUGGCGCAUUCACCAACCACCCGUGCGGAGGAUUGGAAGAAGCGCUCGGUCGUCUCCUCCUUCAUCUUAAGGGCCGACGACAAUGAACCCCGCAUUGCGCUCUUCAAGCGCAGCAGCAAAGUCUCCACCUACCAGCACCAUCUAGCGCCGAUAUCCGGCACCAUCGACCCCUCUGAUGGCUCGCCCCUCUCCACGGCUUGGCGAGAGAUCAAGGAGGAGACGACGCUGACCCCGGCCUCUUUGACAUUGCUCCGCCAAGGCAAGCCCUACACCUUCGCCGAUGCCUCGAUCCGCCGCGAAUGGACCAUCUUUCCCUUCCUGUUCCGUCUCAACAACGCCGACGCCGAAAAGCUGAUCCAGACCGAUUGGGAGCACGAAGGGUGGGGCUGGUACGAUCCAGGAGCCGUGAUUGCCGACGCAGACGCCGAGAGCCCGAGCUUGCUCGGCGUGCCGCGGCUGGCCGAGAGUCUGCGGCGGGUGUGGUUCGAGGCUGAUCUCGGGCGAACCGCAGGGAAGGUGCUUUCUGAUGGCCUGGAUGCACUGGCCCAUGACUACGAGAGCGGUGCGCGGCAGCUGGCGGGCGCUGCGCUGCAGACGCUGAGGGGCGUCGUUGCUGCGCUAGAUGCCCCCGGUGACGGGCCAACGGACGAGUGGUGGGCGAAGGUGAGGUCGGCGGCAUGGCAUCUCUGGAAGAAUGGCCGGGAGAGCAUGGGCGCAGCGAUCAUGAGCGCCUUGCUGGGUGCUUUGGCGGGAAUCGAGCAGACCCUGCAGGAUCCAGGGCGGCGGACCCCGUGGCGCGAUGUGGUCCUCUCCCAGCUGGACGCUCGCAUCGCCGCUCGUCAGAAGUCGGCCGAGUUGGUCUCCAGAGCCUUCGCAGCUUACCUCGAGAAGGCCUUUGCCUCGAAACGUACCUCCCACGAGCCCGUUUCCGUCCUCACCCUUUCCGAGAGCUCCACAAUCCGCCAGGCCCUGCAACAUGCGGCGCUCCAGUCGGGCUUCGUGCUCGACAUCCGCGUGCUCGAGUCCCGUCCGCUGUACGAGGGGGUGGCCCUCGCGAGAUCGCUGGCCAGCGACCUAUCCGCCGAGCACCCGUCCGCUUCGCCCACGCCACAGCAUCGAGUAACCCUCUACACGGAUGCCUCGGCGGCCCUCGCGGCGUCAGCCAUCGAUGUGCUCCUGCUCGGCGCCGACCGGAUCGCCUCCUCAGGAGCCGUCAGCAACAAAACCGGGUCGCUCCCCGCCGCACUGAGCGCCAAGCAUGUCUGUCCGGCAGUCAAGGUGGUCGUGCUGGGCGAAUCGGAGAAGAUCGCGCCGCCGGGACGGCCCGAAGACCACGUCGUCGAAGACAACGACCCGUCUCAGGUUAGCCGGGCGUGGCAGGCCGCGUACAACAGCACGCGGGUGCGCCAAGCGGCGGCGAUGUUAGGGAAGACAGAGCCCGAGCGCGAGCCGGCGCGAGACGGCAGGGUAAAAGUGGAGCUGCGCAACAUCUUCUUCGAGUGGGUUCCCAGCGGUCUGAUCGACACAUACAUCACCGAGUCUGGGGAAUGGACGGUGCAGCACAUCACACAGCACUCCGCGAAGCUCGACGCAGAGCGAAAGCGCUUCUUUGAGAACCUGUAGCCCAGAGCCUUCCUUUUUUUCCUUCGAAGAAUAGCAACGAAGAACAAAAACGUAGCAUCAUGAGCACCGCGCACAUAUUCUCC